CUGGAACCCCGCGAACCCGAGAGUGUCAUCAUCGGUUCUGUAAAAGUUUUUAGUUUUUUUUAUACAAAAAAAAUAAUAAGCCCGUUCUUCGUAGAAAUCGAUGUGAUUGGAGUGGCAAUAUGAGCUUCUCGUGCACUAUAUGUACAGAUAUUUUUGUAUCAUCCGAUGAUAUCCAUGUUACGCCCUGUGGCCAUGCAUUCCAUUACGCUUGUAUUCUUCAGUGGCUAGAGCGAUCCAAAUCAUGUCCGGAAUGUCGCAACAAAUGUAUUGCCAAGAAUUUGACCAAGGUCUACUUGAACCAUGUCAUCAAUUUUGACAAUCCAAGUGACAAUGCUACGCUACUGCAAAAUUUGGACAAUAUGAAAUUAUCAUUGAGAGAAAAGGAUACAAAGCUAAAAAAAUUAGAGGAGGCACAGGAAGCUCAAAAAGGUGAGCGCAAAAAGAUGAAGAAAGUAAUAUCAUCGCUAGAGGGAACGAUCAGUGGCCAGGACUGCGUUCUUUCUACCUUGCGUCAUGAAAUGGGAAAGCUCCGGGCGGAGCAAACCCAACACCUAAAGCUGAAGGAGGAAAUGAAGAAGAUGGAGAAUAAAAUGCAGCUUAUGAAAACUGUAGAAUUUGCUAUUGGUUCUACCUGCAAGGAAAUAGAGGAUUUGGUGGCCAGCAACAGCAAUCCCCACACGCUGGGCGUGUUGGCGACGUCGCUAAAGCGAGAACUGCAAGCCAGUGAAUUCAAAAGAAACGAACUACGUGAUCGGAUCAAAUCCUGCCAAAAUGAUUUGCAUAAAGAGAGAGCGAAAUGUAAGGCCCUGGAAGACAAACUAUCCACCGCGGAUAGCGAGAUAUAUAGACUGCAACGGGAAGUGGACGCUUUAGCUAAGAAAACAGCCGACAGCGAUAGUAACUCGGAUGCGAGCAUAAUUCUCAACACCCCUGAUCAACCAGCAAAGCGGAAGCGCAAAAUUGACGAUCUAGACAUGAACAGGUCCACACCGAUAGAGGAUAAGGUGCGCAACAUCUUACAGUCGGAUUCGCCAUAUCUACCGAUUAAAUCAUCUGCAUUUGGACUGCAUCCGUCCAUUCUUCGACAUGGCCUCAAGUCAGCAUUCGGUAAAACUGAACCAAGCGCCAGAAGAACACUGACAAAGGCGUACAGUGAUCUAAGUGAUAAAUAUUCCUUCUCAAGUAACAUGCGGCCAUCGGAAAAUAUGCCUAUGCCUUCCGGAUUAGGGGAACCACUGAGAAACGAAAACAUCCCCAGUUCUGCAAGGAUUGUAAAAAUAAGCCGAAAUGGAGGGAGUGAACCGAAAUUAUCCUGUUCGGAUGAUUUGAUGCUACUGAAGUUUUAGAUUGAUACGGCGAAAUAAAAACAACGAUCAAUGUAAAGGAGUGAGAUAAUAAGAAAAACUGUCCGUUGUUACGUGCCUAUAAUAGUAAAAAUAAAUCUAAUGGAAGUUA
Molecule: messenger RNA, 1455 nt
Organism: Armigeres subalbatus
Lineage: Eukaryota; Metazoa; Arthropoda; Insecta; Diptera; Culicidae
Product: E3 ubiquitin-protein ligase TRAIP-like
Exons: 2
Coding region: 120-1346 (408 amino acids)
Biological process (GO): protein ubiquitination; replication fork processing
Cellular component (GO): site of DNA damage; nucleus
Molecular function (GO): ubiquitin protein ligase activity
Source: RefSeq, a predicted model, not a curated record